AUGGUGUUGCAAGCAGACAGAAGAUCACCAGUGAACCGGCUGGCAGACCCGCGGACAUCGGCGAAGAACCCAUCGCCCACCCGGACGGAGGUGCAGCGGGCCGAGCCGAGCCGGCCGCAGUCGCCGCGCGCCGCGCCGAGUCGACCCGAGCCGAGCCGACCGGAGCCGAGCCGAACCGAGCCGAGCCGAAUCGAGCCGAACCGGCCCGACCCGCCGCGGACCGCAUCCCAGGAGCCGCCGGCGGAGGGUCCGCCGCGCCGGCCGCCGCCGCCCGCGCCGCAGCCGCGCCUCGCGCGCGCCCUGUCGCAGGCCGCGCCCGCCCGCCCGCACGACCCGCCCCAGCUGCCUCCGCGGCCCGGCGCGCGGCCCGGGGCGGCGGGCGGCGCGGCGACGGGGGCGGCGCCGCCCGCGCUGCCGCCGCGGCAGAUGUCGGCCGCCGCCGACCUCAACGCCGCGCCCAGUGGAGCUCGCUCGCUGCCCCUGGCGGGUGCAGGCUCGGGCUCGGGCACGCCGCCGGCGCGGCGCGCGGCGCUGCGCGAGCGGCAGGGCUCCGUGAGCGGCCCGUUCGCCGCCACCAACCCCUUCACGGCGCCGCGCCACGCCGAGUUCGUCAUCCCGCAGCGCAGCAACGCGCGCCGCCCAUCCACCGACACUAACAACUCAUAAAAUACCUACAUAAUACAUAUACA
Molecule: messenger RNA, 689 nt
Organism: Cydia fagiglandana
Lineage: Eukaryota; Metazoa; Arthropoda; Insecta; Lepidoptera; Tortricidae
Exons: 5
Coding region: 1-666 (221 amino acids)
Source: RefSeq, a predicted model, not a curated record